AUGACUCUGGCUCAGACACAGGCUCCCAGUGCGCCCAAUCCCGUGGUCCGGAGCCCCCUGAUGGGGCUCAUGAUUGACAACUCUCACCGAGGGAGACGGGACGCUCAUGUCAGUCUGCGGCAGAUAGAGACGAUCUCACUGGGUGUGCAGGAGAUGCCCGCUCCAGCUGGUGCCGAGGGGGGGUUUAUCGCCCGGUUGGCCGGUGGCUCCUCGCACCCCUCCGCUGUUCCUGGCCACCGUCGCCGCCGCGUUUAA
Knipowitschia caucasica is the source of this 255-nucleotide messenger RNA. The record is from the annotation of a GenBank genome assembly. Lineage: Eukaryota; Metazoa; Chordata; Actinopteri; Gobiiformes; Gobiidae.